Messenger RNA from Anas platyrhynchos (mallard), 2126 nucleotides. Lineage: Eukaryota; Metazoa; Chordata; Aves; Anseriformes; Anatidae. The record is from RefSeq and is a predicted model, not a curated record.
UUGAUUUCUGAUAGAGUCAUUGACAGUCAAAGAAUAAGUAAGUAGCAGAAAAUGUUUGCAAUAUUUUCCAGAAUCAAUCAGUCCGAAUCUACCAAUAUAACAGACCUGAAGUUACUUCUCAUCAAGUUUCAUGGCUGCUGAUAAUGUAUUUUAAAAUAACUUGUCCACAAUCUGUAAAACCCUAGGAAUCUUUCCAAUACUUUGUGGAGCUAAACUCUACCACAGAGAUCGCUCACUAAGAAAAAGGGGGAGAAAGUAUGAAGGAAAAGGGUUCAAGAGUUGAGAUAAGGACAGGGAGAUCACUCACCAAUCACCAUCACAGGCAAAACAGACUCGGGGUAGGACGAUUAAUAUAAUUUAUUGUCUGUUACUAACAGACUAGAGCAGUAAGAAACUAAAAGCAAACUAAAGACACCUUCCCAUAUCAUCCACCUUCUCCUCACCUCAGGUAGCUCAGGAGAAUGCAGAAUAAGAGUUGUGGUCAGUCUGUAACACUUUGUCAUCUGCCACUCCAUAUUCACUCUCUUCCCCUGCUCCAAUGUGGUGUCCUUCCCACAGGAUGCUGUCCUUCCCAAACUGAUCCUGAGCGGGCUUCUCACAGGCAGCAGCUCUUCAAGAACUGCUCCCACGUGGCUCGCUACCAUGGGGUCCAUCUGACAUGAGCAGCAGCUCUUCCCACGGGCAGCAGCUCUCCCCAGAUCCCCUGCUCCUGCAUGGGAUCCUCUCCAUGGGCUGCAGCUUCGGCCUGGGACGUGCUCCUGUGGGGACUCUCUUGACUCUGAUCUCCCACAGGCCCUCCCAGCAUCACCUACUGGCUUGGUGUGUCCUGGCCGAGCAGCGUGAAGGUUCCGAGGUUGCGAAGGAUCUGGGCAGCAGACGACGGUGACACAGCUGACAGCACUGCAGCCAGUGCAUCGGGCAGGCAGGAGGUGGCAGUGAGGACUGCGGGCCAGCGCCUUCCCUACUUUUGCUCCACAACGAGUAAGACCAUUCUGCAGGACAUUCAGGAAGAGUGGGAAGAGAGCCCCAGGAUAGAAGCUGUGGCAGAAGCAGACGACGUCCUGCCCAGCACGUCUCCUGCCCCAUCUGGUGAGGCAGAUGCCAGGCCUUCAGCUGCUCCUAUGGCCGCAGUUCCUGGGCCCGAGGAGCUCCCCCCGGCCUGCAUGCCCAAAGAGGGAAAAGCUUCAGCCUCUCCCCUGGCUGCUGCUAUGCCCGGCCCUUCCACAAGCAGCCAGAAAAGACCGCCGACAUUGAAAGACCGGGUCAAGAUCAACUGGGAUAUCUAUGGGUGCUCCUCCUUUCGGCCAGCAAUGCAGAUCAUUCCGAGCGGGGAGAGGGAAGGCUGCCAGUUGUCCCGGUGGAACGAGUCCUGGCCGAGCAGCGUGAAGGUUCCGAGGUUGCGAAGGAUCUGGGCAGCAGACGACGGUGACACAGCUGACAGCACUGCAGCCAGUGCAUCGGGCAGGCAGGAGGUGGCAGUGAGGACUGCGGGCCAGCGCCUUCCCUACUUUUGCUCCACAACGAGUAAGACCAUUCUGCAGGACAUUCAGGAAGAGUGGGAAGAGAGCCCCAGGAUAGAAGCUGUGGCAGAAGCAGACGACGUCCUGCCCGGCACGUCUCCUGCCCCAUCUGGUGAGGCAGAUGCCAGGCCUUCAGCUGCUCCUAUGGCCGCAGUUCCUGGGCCCGAGGAGCUCCCCCCUGCCUGCAUGCCCAAAGAGGGAAAAGCUUCAGCCUCUCCCCUGGCUGCGCACCCUGUGUUGGAGGCCAGGACAGCACCUCUCACCCCAUCAGCAUGUGAGGAAGAAGAAGCAGCACCUUCUCCCCUGGCUGGGGGCCUUCUGCAAGAGGUUUCCUCCGAGCAUAGAAGCAGUGCACAGUGUUCCUCACACUUCCAAUCGGUGCCAGAGGAAGGGCCAGGCACCGCUGCCCUCCCGCACGCUGUGGCUCGCUCGCGAUUGCCCCGCCUCUUCAGGAGAGCACUUCGGGCUCUCCGCAGGAGUUUCUGCUUCAGCUGCAUCACAGAAGACCUAGAGCAACGUGAGGCUGACAGUACCAGGGAGCUCCCCACAGAUGGCAGCUUCGGUCCCGAGGACGGGGCUUCUGAAUAAAAUUGUUCAGGACUAUUU